AUGAAGAUUUUGUCGGCCGUACCUGGCACAGUCAGAGCCUCGGUCACGAUCAGGUCAGAGAAUCUGAAUCGGCUUGGAAGCUUGCACGGUGGAGCCAUUUGCUCUUUGACCGAUGUGGGUUCAAAUCCAUGAUGUGUCCAUAUGCAGAUGCUUCAAUGCUCAGGUUGCUAACGAUUGACAGCUUCUGCAUCGACAGACGAUGGGCAGCCUAGCGCUGGCAACCAAAGGCUUGUACAGCACCGGCGUCUCUACUGAUAUCAACACCACUUUCGUCAAAGCAGGCGGAGGCGCCGGAGAUGAGGUGCACGCCAUCGGCACAGUAGUAAGCUUAGGUCAGCCAACCAGACGUGAAGUGGAAGUUGUGCGCUACGUCUGGUCUUACCCAAAUUUGCAUCUACCCCAAUUGCGUAGGGAAGACGCUUGCGACAACACGUUUUGAGCUGCGGCAUCCAGUCUCUGACGCUGUGCUGGCGUACGGCUCGCACACCAAGUUCGUGGGAAAAGCCUUGGGCCAUCCAGAGAAUGUUGGUGCGUACGGUGAGGUUGAUUGGCAUUGAAAAUUCAACGGAAGCAAGCCCUAUCAUCGAUAUGUUGACAUAUCAUCCCGUAGAUUUCGACGAGACCGGAAAUCAUGUUGUCAAAGGGAGCCCUCCUUCGGAGUGGCCGGCACACUAG
Messenger RNA from Ceraceosorus bombacis, 675 nucleotides. Lineage: Eukaryota; Fungi; Basidiomycota; Exobasidiomycetes; Ceraceosorales; Ceraceosoraceae. The record is from the annotation of a GenBank genome assembly.